UAUUGGUCAAGUUGCUAUAAUGAAACUAAAGAAUGUGCAGAAAUAGAAAAUUUCUCAUCACCUUACUUUGAAAAAGAACCAAAAGGAUCAAAACGUACUGUCAUUAUUUCUCAUCUAACAAAGAAAUUUAGGAAUUGUUGGAAAUUCAAGACAGCAAUAAAAGAUGUAUCACUAAAUUUGCAUGCUGAUCAAAUAACAGUACUUUUAGGUCCCAAUGGAGCUGGUAAAACAACAAUUAUGAGUAUUUUGACAGGGAUAUUUAAACCUACUUCUGGAACAAUAUUAAUUAAUGGGAAAAAUAUUGUAACAGAAACAUCAAAAGCUCGAAAAAAUCUUGGACUUUGUCCUCAGUUUAAUAUAUUUUGCAGUUCUCUCAAUGUAGAAGAAAAUUUGAAAUUUUUUGCAGGUCUUAGGAAUAUGAGUUUGUCAGAUAUAAAAUCAAAUGUAAAUGAAAUAUUAGAUUAUCUUCAGUUACAAGACGUGAGAAACGUUAUGACAGAAAAAUUGUCAGAAGGAAUGAAGCGUAAAUUAUCAAUUGGUAUUGCAGUUGUUGGCGGUUCAAAGUUAUUAGUAUUAGACGAACCAACUUCUGGAAUGGAUCCACAGUCUAGACGGGUAAUUUGGGAGACAAUUUUGAAGUUGCGUAAAGGACGUACCAUACUUUUAACCACUCAUCAUAUGGAAGAAGCCGAUGCACUUGGUGAUCGCAUAGCAAUUAUGACAGAAGGAUCUAUUAAAUGUUUUGGAUCCUCUGUAUUUUUAAAAAAAAAAUUUGGAACUGGCUAUCAUCUUCAUGUUACAAAAUCUGAUAUUUGUCAGAUUGAUGAGAUUACUAAAAGAAUUAAAAUUCAUAUACCAGAGGCAAAUAUGGUCAGCAAUUUUGAUCAGGAAUUGAUUUAUUCUCUCUCUUUCUCGUCGGAAAAUUUUCCCGAGUUAUUCAAGUCUUUGGAAAAUUCAUAUUCUGAAUUAGGAAUUACAUCAUGUGGGAUUACUGUAACGACUAUGGAAGAUGUAUUUCUUAAUAUUCAAAAGCUAGAAGAUAAUGCUCCAGAUACAUUCAAUUGCUAUGAAAAUGGAUACUUAUCUGAAUAUCAAGAAGAAAACAUAAAUCUCAUGUGUUCUUCCAAGUUAUCUGGAAUAAAAUUAACAUUGCAACAAUUAAAAAGUCUGUUGAUUAAAAGAUUUCAUUAUACAAGACAUAAUUAUUUUCUUUUGAUAUUUCAAAUUCUUUUGCCAUUUUGUUUAAUUACUGUUCUAGUUUUGAUAGAUAUUCUAUUUUUUUCUAAAACUAAAGAUGAAGCAAUUGUCUUAGAUUUAAAAACUCUUUUUGGCAACACAGAUGCAUUUUAUAUUAAGAAUUCAGAGAAUUCAAUAAUAGAUGUAUUGUCAGACAAUUACAAAAAAGUCCUUGAAAGUGAAAAUGCAAAUAUUAAACAAACAAAAAAUGCUACACAGUAUUUCUUUGAAAGAACAAAAGAUCUUAAACAUUAUAUAAAAAAAGAUCUUGUAGGUGCAAGUUUUUCAGGGAAUGAUUCAGAAAUUAAUAUUACUUCUUGGUAUAAUGGAAUAAAUUAUCAUUUGGAAUCAAUUUCGUUUAAUUUAUUAACAUCAUCUCUUUUGAGAUUUGUUACAGAGGAUGAUAAAUCAAAUAUAGAAAUUAUAAAUCAUCCAUUUAAUUUUCAAACAGAUUUAGAAACGUAUAUAAAAAAUGAUUUUAAAUCUAAAUUGAGUUCCCAAUUUUUAGUUAGUUUGGCAUUGACAUUUUUAUCAUCAGUUUUUGUAAUAUUUCCUCAUCAUGAACGAAUUUCAAAAUCUAAAUUGUUGCAAAAGAUAUGUGGUAUCAAUGGCUUUAUUUAUUGGAUGAUGAAUUUUGUUUGGGAUUUUAUUAUCGUUAUAGUUUCCACUAUUUUGUUAUUGUUACCAUUAAUUAUAUACAAUGGUCUACAAUCAACUAUAGAUGUAAAUGGCGAAGCAAUUGGUUUCAUGCUUAUAAUUUUAUUAUUAUAUGGUUGGGCAUCAAUUCCCUUUUCUUAUUUAAUAUCACAUUUGUCAAAAAGUGUAUUCACCAGUUUUAUUAUAAGCAUUUUAUUUAAUCUGUUUACUGGAACAUUAUUAGGUGCCAUGGCUCUUUUGUUUCAUUGGACAGAUACUACUCUUAUUAGCCAAGGUCAAGAAAUAGCAUAUAAAAUACUUAAACUAUUUCCUGUUCUUUCAUCAAGUUUAAUUUUAUCUGAUAUUCAUGAAAUAGUUAUGAAUAACAUAUUAUGUGAAAAUUUUGAAGAAGGUUAUAAAAUUUGUAAUAAAAAGAACAAGACACAGUACUUUCGUUGUUGUUCAAGAAAAGUUUGUGAGGAUGGGUGUUUGACACGAAAUGUUGAUUGGAAUAGGGAAUUGCCAGAAUUUGCUUUGCCUUUGUUCAUUGAAGGAGUGAUAUUUUUCAUAACACUAAUUUUCAUAGAAAUAGCUUUAUCUAAAUUGCUACAUGAAUGUAUCAAAAUAUUUACUAGUAUAAAGAAAUCAAAAGAAAGAGAAAGUGAUAAUAUUUCUCUUCGUAAGGACAUUGACAUAUUAAAUGAGGAAUCUCGAGUGAAAGCACUUUAUUUGGAGCAUGAAAUUAAUAAUGAAGUCUUAACAGUAAAAGAUUUAACAAAAAAUUAUUUUGGUUCUGGCUGCACUGUCAAAGAAUUAACUUUUUCUGUACAUAAAAAUGAAUGUUUUGGUUUGCUUGGAAUAAAUGGGGCUGGAAAAACAACUGUAUUUCGUAUGCUGGUUGGUGAUCUGAUACCUGAUUCUGGUGAUUUCUAUAACAACAGAGGUGGUCUUCAAAAAAACAAAAAUAAGUAUCUACCUGGCAUAGGUUAUUGUCCACAAUCUAAUGCUCUCAUUAAUCACUUAACAGGAAAAGAAACAUUGACAUUGUUUGCUAAUUUAAGAGGUGUUUCACCACAAGAUAUUGAUUGCAUUGUCAAUAAAACUUUAAAGUUUUGUGAUCUUAAAAAAUAUGCUAACAGGACUACUGAAACUUAUAGUGGUGGAACACGACGUAAAUUAUCUGUUGCAAUAGCUUUAAUUGGUCUGCCAGAAAUAAUUAUUCUUGACCAACCGACAUCUGGAGUCGAUCCAAAAUCUUGUCAUAAGCUAUGGAAAAUAUUAAUAAUGAUCAAAAAAUUGCUGGGGGAAUCAUUGCUACUCUCAUCUCACAACAUGAAUGAAUGCGAAGCCUUAUGUGACAGAGUAGCAAUUAUGACCAAAGGAGAAUUUCAUUGUUUGGGUACAAUACAACAUCUUAAAAAUAAAUUUGGUCAAGGUUAUACUCUUGUUGUCAAAAUGAAACAAACUGAUGAAAGAAACCAGAUUACUGAAUUGAAGAAGUUUAUCAAAAGUGCCUUUCCUACUAUUGUAUUGAAAGAUUCAUAUCAGGAUACUCUGCAGUAUCAUUUAUUGGAUGAGUCUAUGAAAUUGAGUAGAAUAUUCUCUUUUAUGGAAGAAGUAAAGCAAAAAUUUUCUUUAGAAGAUUAUCUCGUUAAUGAUACUACAUUAGAGCAGAUUUUCUUAGCAUUUGCCAGAUCGACUUAGAUGAUAUCGACCUUACAAAAGGAAGGAAAAUUAAGUUGCUUACGAUAUUGAAUCAAUUUGAAUCAAAACCAAAACAUAUACAGGAUCAUCCAUAAUAAUAAUGAAAAAUGUGCCUAAAAAUCAAGAAAAGGAAAUUGAACCAGCAUAGCCAACAAAUGCGGUGGAGACAGAAUAAUAGAAAAUUACCACAACCACAAAGAAGACAGAAAGACUAUUCACAAGGUUUUUACCAGAUUUGUUUAGUAUUGUUGC
Messenger RNA from Centruroides sculpturatus (bark scorpion), 3828 nucleotides. Its product is annotated as ATP-binding cassette sub-family A member 1-like. The transcript has 16 exons. The record is from RefSeq and is a predicted model, not a curated record. Gene Ontology annotation, cellular component: membrane; intracellular membrane-bounded organelle. Bases 238 to 3576 code for a protein of 1112 amino acids. NCBI's taxonomy places the organism in Eukaryota, Metazoa, Arthropoda, Arachnida, Scorpiones, Buthidae. Gene Ontology annotation, biological process: transmembrane transport; lipid transport. Gene Ontology annotation, molecular function: ATP hydrolysis activity; ATP binding; ABC-type transporter activity.